This is a messenger RNA of Astrephomene gubernaculifera, 3406 nucleotides long. Lineage: Eukaryota; Viridiplantae; Chlorophyta; Chlorophyceae; Chlamydomonadales; Astrephomenaceae. The record is from the annotation of a GenBank genome assembly.
CAGGCGUCCAUUCGCCUGCCGUACUAGCUAUGUAGUAAACAUGCCGGUAAGAAUACAUCAUCUAAGCAUCCCUCACGUAGUAUGCCUUACGUUUAUGUUGUGACCAGGACACUCAGCAAGCUGGAUCCGACUCAUCUAUGUAAGAAGCAGGGGACGACCGCUUGCACUUUACUGCGUCGCUUCGCUUUUGCAAACUCCUCGUGAUUGACAGUGGCUUAGGCACCGUAGCUGCACGGGUGGCCAUGUCGGUUACUGAGUAUGUGACGCGCUUGACUAUUGUGUCUGCACAUGACCUUCCAAAGACAGAUAGGAUUUCGACUAUUGAUCCUUAUGUCGUGAUAGUUGUUAAUGGACAGAAAUUCCAGACGGCAGUGAAGGACGACAAUGAAAAUCCUGUAUGGGAUGAGAGCUUCUACCCGAGGUUGCAGAAGGGUCAGACAAGCAUACUGGCGGGCAAAUUAGAGCUACACCUUUAUGACGAAGAUACGUUUUCAGACUCCUACGUCGCCAAAUAUGAAUAUGACUUAGCCAGCCUGACGGCAGCCCAGCUGAACGUCCCAUUGACCUUCAACCUGGAAUACGUAAAGGACAAGUACAAGUCGCAGGGCAAAAGCCCUACCGUUACGAUUAAGCUCGUGGGGCUGGUGCAGAGCUUCAACUCUAUGCGAGCCAUGUUUGGGGCCAUGCCAGGCUUCAUCACCGACGACGUCAACAGUGCCUGCUACAUACCCAUCCAAGAUACCCAGGGUGUCAUCUACGUGGGCGUCGAGUAUGAGAAGUCUGGCAAAUUUGACUUCAAGGUCUACGUCACCCGCCCAAACUGGCCCAUCUUCCUAGACAUGCUCGUCAUGUCUGGUUGCCAAAGCACAAAGGUGCUGCGGCGGCUGCACCGCGAGGGCAGGCAGGUAGCCCCGGGGCUGGUGGCGUACGAGGAGCUCAAGCUGGACGACGUGCCGCUGGGGGUGGACUUCAACAACCUGGGCCUCGUGCUCUUCGACUCGCAGCCGCUGGCCUGCACCAACGCCAACGCGGUGGUGACGGCGCACGGCUGGCGCGGAGCCAUGACCUUCAAGCAGGCUUGCAAGACGUUGCACAACGUUGAGGUUGACCUCCACAACGAGGAGAUCUACAUGACGGUGGACCCGCACGAGGCGCUGCUGCUGGUGGACUACGACUCGGACGACGCGGACAUCAAGCUGGCGGUGCUGGCGCACCCCGCCACCGCCGACAAGGGCUACGACCUCACGGUGCGCGGGCAGAGCGUCAAGAAGACCAGCGAGCUGUACGUGCCCGCCCGGCCCAAGCUGGGGGGCCGAUUCCAGGUGACCCGGUUGUACGAGCUGGACGACUUGCAGUACGGCACCCGCUUCGAGGACAUCGAGAUCCACCGCUUCCAGCUCUCCAACCCGCGGCACUACACCAUCCAGGGCAUCACCCGCAUCAUGGGGUGAACGCGGCAGCCCGUGGUCCCCCCCUCGCCCGCAACACCAUGCGGGGCUAGGCGUGGCUCUGCUCACAGCUGCGUGGUUGCCCCGUCAUGUCCCCGUUACCUUGCUGACGAUGACGUGACUGGGCUGGUCGAAAUAUGGUGUACCGCCUUUUGAUGACCUGGGCUGUGUACUACCGAAUAAAAACUUCCUACUUAUACUACUACAGUAACGACUCCAGCAGACGACUCGAGCAGAAGGGCGGGUUGUGGUGGCUAUUGAGAGCAAGGUGGUUGGGUUGCGGAGAACACGGCGACAAUAUGCAUGCAAAGGGUUGGGGGGGAUUUGUGAAGGAACACGAAAGCCACCGGGUGGCGGUUGACGGACCCGCAGCUGUCGCCGUUCGUGGUGUCCGAGUGCGACCCGUGUGCGGCGGUGGCGGUGGCGGUUGCAGCAAUCCCCUGGGAACAUCUCCUGGUUGAGGCUGGUUAAGGCCUGGGCGGCACCGGCAGGGGAGAGCCUGCGGGAGUUGGAGUUGACUACUAUGUACGAACGUAAUGUAUACCCGGUUGCCGAGCGCGGUUACCAUGCAUGGUGUGUGCUUAGCUAUGGCCAGUCGGCAUUCCCUAUACCUCUUCAUGAUGCAACGCACGCUCUGGGUUUCGGCGCCUGUUGUCGAGGCGUGCUGCUUUCCUCUUGACGUCCGGGCGUAGUGGGGCGUGCGGAGGAGGAACGAAGUGAGGGCCGGUCCAAGGAGGAAACCAAUUACGUGCUUUGGGUGAGUCGUGGAGGCUGCGGUGUGUGGGCAGUUCGUUUUCUAGGGCCUGGACUAGUGACAACGGCGACGUUCUUCCUUGAAUAUCAAGCCGAUGAAGGCUAAUAGUUUGCACGACAAGGGAUCUGUGCUGUUGUUGGUGUGGUAUAGGGAUUUUUGGUUGCCGUUGUCCUGUGUAUCACCCCCGUCUCGCCUCAAUGCGGGCUCCUAAUGCGCGCGACUGCCUGCUUCAGAGUUGGGACUUUUGAGACGUGAGCUCCCUAGGUGCGUGUUGAUUUGCAUUCUCUUCACUUUCCUUUUGCAUGCAUGCUUGCUUGCACGCUGUCCUCCGUGCAGAGGUGCUUCACCCUGGUCUGUUGCCGGGCGUAUACUUCCGGGGGUUGUACGGCUGUGGUGUCCUUACAAUGCGCAUACCGGCUAGCUUGGAGGAGUUGUGGCUUCUCUUCAGGGCCACGGGCAGGGAUUUCUGAGCAAGACUUUCUUAGGGGCUGUCGUAUCACCCGCCUUUGAGGGUGCUACAAGGGCCCUACGAGGGCAAAGUAAGAUGAGGCGUGCGGCACCUUUCCAGCGAACGUCGUAAUACGGUAAUAUACCUAGGAGUUUUUCAUUCCAUGUGACCAUUAUGCUUGCGGCUUUACUGGGUCAACACAGGUUACUUUCGGGGCGCUUGCCUCCAGUGGCUCUUCACAUCGUGUUCCGCCCGUUGCCAGUGCUGUUUUUGCCGUACAUCUGUGGGGUGAAACAUGAACGUUGGGUACACAAUACUCGCCCAUUUAGCAUGCAGGGGACAUGUCCAAGGGGAGGUAUGUACGAUACAUUGGCGUACGGUUUCCAUCACUCCAGAGAUGCUCCCCGGGCUCGUGGUUGUCGUGAACCAUCUCUCUUGGUUGCUAGGCGCGUUCUGCGACCAUAGCUGUGACGAUGUUGGGUCAAUAAUGGCGGUCAGGUAAUAUUGUUGUCUUCCUGCCUCCUCCGGUAGCAUCCCACAUCUGAUCUGAUGCGUUUGCCUGGUGGCAGCAGUAACAAGCUGCGCAUGGCGCGUGCCGGAGAGGCUCUGGUGCUUUCCUCGGGCGUUGUUCCUGUACGGUAUCUUGUUACACAUAAGAGGCGUUAAAGGGGAAUGUGUGGGGCGGCUGCUGGUGGCCCCGCCCGCAUGUGGAGAUUCGAGUAGCAUUGUCUUGGAGUGUAAACAUGCAUUCGCAAC